Messenger RNA from Colletotrichum karsti, 1659 nucleotides. Its product is annotated as short-chain dehydrogenase reductase sdr. The record is from RefSeq and is a predicted model, not a curated record. Gene Ontology annotation, molecular function: hydrolase activity; oxidoreductase activity, acting on the CH-OH group of donors, NAD or NADP as acceptor. The transcript is spliced from 9 exons. The coding region runs from base 1 to 1659 and encodes 552 amino acids. Lineage: Eukaryota; Fungi; Ascomycota; Sordariomycetes; Glomerellales; Glomerellaceae.
AUGGGACAAGGAGCUUCCAAAAACAAUGGUCAGUACCUUGCCAAGCCGAGCGGCGAAUGUUGCUUAAAGGGCAAUAUCCACAAGGGCGAGGCGCGAGGGUCUUGGUCAGUCAUUGCAGACGUUGACACCUACCUGUCGUGGCCGCCUGAAGGCAAAGCCAAUGGCAACAUCUUGCUCUACUUUCCUGAUGUUUGGGGCAUGUUUCCCAACGGGCUUCUCGUCAUGGACGCAUUCGCAGAUUCUGGGUACUUGGUUUUAGGUCUUGACUAUUUCCGCGGAGACCCUGUGUGGAAACAUCGAAAGAACCGCCAUGACACCGAUAACAAGGACUUUGACUACGAGGCAUGGAAGCGCAAGCACACCAAAUUCGCCGACGUGGCGGUGCCGAAGUGGGUUGAUGCCGUCAAGGCGCAGUACGGGCAAGGGAACACGAAGUUCGUGUGCGUAGGCUACUGCUUUGGCGCCCCGUACGUUUGCAAUGAGCUGGCCAAAGACACGGUCGUUGCGGGCGCCUUUGCGCAUCCUGCAUUUCUCCGAGAGCAUCAUUUUACCAACAUCAACAAGCCAUUGUUUCUGUCGUGCUCAGAAACAGAUCACACUUUCGAUCUACCAUCUCGCCGGCGAGCACUGGACAUCUUACAGUCGCAGAAGAGAAUUUACCAUUACCAACUCUUCUCGGGAGUUGAGCACGGUUUCGCAUUGCGCGGCGAUGAGAACGACCCUUACCAACUCAAACUUGCCCGUACCGUCACGAGACACCCAAUCAACACCGUUGGAACCAGCACCUUUGAGCAACGAUCUGGCACAAUGACUCCUCCUCGCGCACUUGACUUUACCGGCGACGUCGCUCUUGUGACUGGCGCAGGAUCUCGCAUGGAUGGUGAGAUCGGGAAUGGGCGUGCCGCAGCAAUCCUACUAGCACGGCAUGGAGCCAAGGUGGCCUUGGUAGACUUCAACGUUGACUGGGCCAAGGAGAGCAAGCGAAUGAUCGAUGAAGAGGGUGGCGUGUCUGAGAUCAUUCAAGCAGACGUCAGCAUGGAAGAGUCGUGCAAGAAUGCUGUUGCCAAGACGGUCGAGCUAUUCGGUGCCUUGCAUAUUUUAGUAAAUAUCGUUGGCGUCGGGGGCGCCAUUGGCGACGCUACCACAAUCAACUUGGAUGCGUGGGAGAGAGACUUCCGGAUCAACGUCACCAGCAUGGUCUUGAUGAGUCGUUACGCCAUUCCUGAGAUGAGAAAGCAAGGGCGGGGAUCUAUCAUCAACAUGUCCUCAGUCAGCGGUCUUCUCGGUGGCAACCCUAGUUUACUUUACCCCACCACCAAGGGCGCCAUCAUCCAAAUGACAAGAGCUAUGGCGGCGCACCAUGGACCUGAGAAUAUUAGAGUCAAUUGUGUGGCUCCCGGCAUGGUGUACACACCAAUGACCCGCGGCCGCGGCAUGACAGAUGAAAUGAGACAGGCCAGAGUGAACCAGAACUUGAUGAAGAAAGAAGGCACUGGCUGGGAUGUAGGGCAUGCUAUCUUGUUUCUUGCCAGCAAGGAAGCCGGAUGGAUCACAGGUCUCAUCAUGCCGGUAGAUGGUGGUACAACUGCAGGCAAAGCUGAUAGACCGGCGCUCAAGGCAGACACAUUGGCAGAGGCGAACACUGGCAUCAGUAAUUGA